Messenger RNA from Parastagonospora nodorum SN15, 273 nucleotides. RefSeq lists its product as hypothetical. NCBI's taxonomy places the organism in Eukaryota, Fungi, Ascomycota, Dothideomycetes, Pleosporales, Phaeosphaeriaceae. The record is from RefSeq and is a predicted model, not a curated record. The transcript has 2 exons. The coding region runs from base 1 to 273 and encodes 90 amino acids.
AUGGCGGCACGCGGUGCUUGGAGGGGUAGGAGAGAAGAAUGGCCAAGUGACGCCAGAAGGAGCAUGGACGUCUACGGGUCGCGGCCCUCUUCGCGCAACGCUCGCUCUUGCGGACCCCGCCUUUCGCAUCAGCCCCCACUUGGCCUGACCGCCUAUUCCUUCAAUACAAGAGCCGCAUAUCCGACAGGCACAUCACGGUCAUGUGUUUUCAACUACCAGGCAUCUGAUGCUGAACUAGUCCAAUCAAAUCAUAGUUUUCAAUUUCCCAUGUAG